Molecule: messenger RNA, 1321 nt
Organism: Anopheles moucheti
Lineage: Eukaryota; Metazoa; Arthropoda; Insecta; Diptera; Culicidae
Product: lysoplasmalogenase-like protein TMEM86A
Exons: 7
Coding region: 425-1165 (246 amino acids)
Cellular component (GO): membrane
Source: RefSeq, a predicted model, not a curated record
UUGUGUAUUUUUGUGAAUUAAUUAUUUGCGUAAAUCAUUGAUUAUAAGAUGUUUUAAUGUGAAUGUGAAUAAGUUUCGAGAUUGAAAGUAAUCAUGUAAAAAAUGUUGAUUACAUUUAAUCCUCGUUGAGUGAAUAUGAUCCCUAAAUCCUGGCCUCAAAAUGUUUGCUAGAUUGUGAUAAUGUCGCUCUGUUAUCAGACCCACUCGCAUUCGAUUUUUGACCGAGCAGAAGGUUGACGUAUCGCAGAAACUCAUCCUAAGUGUUGAAUUAAGUGCAGUGUUAUUCGGUUGAGUAUACGAAAUUGGUCAUCGGUCGACUUCUUUCAAUUGGACCUCAUCGCUUUUUAGUAAAGAAAAUAAUCCAUAAACGAAUGAAAAGGAACUAUACAGGGCAGUAAUCAGCUACGGUGCGAUAACAAUAAUUAUGGCGCAAAGUCCUAUCGACAAAAAAGAUAAUUCAACGAUCUCAAAAUUGAUACCGUUCAUAACAACGGUAGUACUAUAUUUUUCGCUCAUUCAACACACUGAACGAGGCAGUACCCCAUCUACUGUGCUAAAAUGCAUGCCAAUAUUCAGUUUAUUGUUCUUCCUUAUGCUUACAACUUCAAAAAGUGCCACAAUGCUACAAUAUCGGAAACGCAUCAUGUAUGGGCUUUUAUUUUCGUCACUCGGAGACUUUUUGCUGAACUAUGAUUUAUUUGAAGCUGGAAUGGGUGCUUUUGGAGUUGCUCAAGUAUUUUAUAUAACAGCAUUCGGAAUGAAACCACCGAGGCUAUGGAUUGGUGGAACUUUAUAUUUAUUAGGAUUUUUGGCAACUGCUGUGUUCUUUGGUAAUUUGAAACCAUUGAUAAAAGUAUGUCUUCCAUUUUAUGCUGUUUUAUUGUUGACCAUGUGUUGGAGAUCUUUGGCUCGAAUUGAUGGAUCACCUAAUUAUUCAAGACUUGUAUGUGGGAUUUCCAGCAUAUUAUUCGUCUUAUCUGAUGGAAUAAUAGCAUUUGACAAGUUUUUCACACCUAUUCAAGCAGCACAAACGUAUAUCAUGGUUACAUAUUACCUCGCACAAGUAGGAAUAACACUCAGCGUUAAUGAUGUUCGACUAAAUGAGCCAACCUUUAUUAAGCCUACAGAACGACGAAACAAAAACACUGCAUCAAAAUCAUAUUGAUUAUGAUUAUGACUAUAUGGCCAAUAUCUGUGAAAUAGUAAAGAACACUAAAUCUGUGAUUCUGCUUCUUCCUAAAAUUGAAAAACUUCCAUUAAACAUCAGAAUUAUAUACUUGUUGAGAGGACAAUAAAUAGACUGGUUUUAUACAUAUGUUUA